Acyrthosiphon pisum (pea aphid) is the source of this 3492-nucleotide messenger RNA. RefSeq lists its product as uncharacterized. The coding region runs from base 217 to 1185 and encodes 322 amino acids. Lineage: Eukaryota; Metazoa; Arthropoda; Insecta; Hemiptera; Aphididae. Gene Ontology annotation, biological process: DNA integration. Gene Ontology annotation, molecular function: nucleic acid binding. The transcript has 4 exons. The record is from RefSeq and is a predicted model, not a curated record.
AAUAGUAAAUGUCCCAUAGUAUUACCAUCCAGGAGUAAUGUUACUCAACUUAUUUUUAAGCAUGAACAUAAUAGAUUGCUCCAUAUAGGCCCUCAAGGUCUUCUAGCUAAUAUACAUCUACGGUACUGGCCGCUCCGCGGACGGUUAAUCGCGAAGAAAACAGUAAGGAAUUGUAUUACCUGUUUCCGUUCAAGUCCUAAAUUCAUCACUCCAUUUAUGGCACCCCUUCCGCGGGAGCGAGUAAACAUUGAACGGCCAUUUGCUCGAACAGGCGUAGACUUCUGUGGCCCUAUUCUCAUUCGCAGUGGCAUCAGGCGAGUUGUAAGCGUCAAGUGUUAUAUAGCUGUCUUCGUAUGUUUCGUCACUCGUGCUGUGCAUUUAGAGUUGGUUAAUGGUCUCACAUCCGACGCAUUCUUAGCUGCCCUGACUAGGUUCAUGGCACGCAGAGGACACUGCAGUCACAUUUACAGUGAUAAUGGUACUAAUUUUGUAGGGUCCAACAAGGUGUUAUAUUCAUACUUCAAAAAGACUAAAGGGCAACGUACAGUUGAAGAAGAGCUGUCACAUCACCAUGUUCAGUGGCAUUUUAUACCGCCCUCAGCACCCCACUUUGGUGGUUUGUGGGAGGCUGCUGUCAAGUCGACAAAAAAACAUUUGUUAAAAAUUAACACUAUGGGUCUUCUUACCUUUGAGGAAAUGAGCACCAUGUUAUGUAGAGUAGAAGCUGUGCUAAACUCGCGCCCUAUAUCACCCAUGUCUGAUGAUCCAUCAGAUUUUACUGCAUUGACCCCCGGUCACUUUCUGGUAGGAGGUGUUCUUACAUUACCUGCUGAACCUGACGGUACAGGCAUACCAUUGAAUCGCCUAAAGCGAUUAGAACUUGUAAGGGUACAAGCUCAGACAUUUUGGAAGCGUUGGAGUUCUGAAUACUUACCACAACUCCAUAAGAGAGGUUGCUGGCUGUCCAAAAAGGACAACAUUGAAGUCGGAUCCCUUGCAAUCUUAAAGGAGGACAAUUUGCCACCAAUGAAAUGGAUUAUGGUCAGAGUCACUCAAGUUCAUCCUGGGUCAGAUGGAAUGGUGCGUGUUGUAACUGUACGUAACUCAGCGGGAAGAGAAUUUCAGCGUCCAACUGCUAAGCUUGCUGUUCUACCCCACGCUAAGGAUGAAGAGGAGCCAGUCUAAUCAACUCAAAUUACCUAUCUUGUACGAUUAUGAUUUUACUAAUUCGAGUAGUUAAUCAUGUCAAAUUAUUGAAUCUCAUGUAUCCUUAAGACUGAGUAGUAACUGUAUAUAUUUAGCUUUGUAUUAUUUUAUUAGUAGCCAGCCCCUUUUGUUAUUAUAGUAUUUGUAUUUAAUGUAUUGUGUUUGUUGAAAGCCCUGCAUCCUUUCAAGGGGGGGAGAAUGUUCGUGCCAAUAUGGCCCUCGUUUUUAUAUGUGGUUAUUAUCAAUGUUUUGUAUCGAUCUUAUCGCGUGUAUUGCGGCGCGGUCGAUGAUAGCAACAGCUGUUAUGGGCUGACCGUCCAGUGCGCGCGAAGGAUCGUUAUUUUCCGUGAUAAGUGUAAAAGUGAUAAGUGUCUUCUAUAAAAUUUGUUAUGUAAAUUGUACUUGUGAGUUGUGAACAGUGUAAAUCAUGCUUUCAGUGUCACAAAGGUUCUUAAAGUUUGGUUGUGUAUUUUGUUGUGGUGACACUGAAAGGUAAUCGGGUUGACCGGCUAACGGAGCCUUCGUGUAACGUUUGUCGGCCACCCUUUUUCUUCUCGUUUGGUUGGUUGGUGUGAAAGCACCUAUGUACCUUUUUCUUGUUCCUGCUGCAGCUGUCAAACCACGUUUUUUCUUGUGUGUGUUUGUGAAUUCUUCUGUCUGUUUAGGGCGGUCAUUGAUUACCAGCAGAAGAUUUGAGUUUUGUGGUUGUCGAGUUGUGUGUCCGCUGUAGCAGCUUGUAUUGUGAUUUGUUCGUCGUGUUGAGGUUAGCGGCGUUCUUGGGCGUGUGCGGGAUCAACCCUGUGUUUUAUUAUUGUAUUAAAGUUGAUUAUACGGAUCCCGGCACCUCAAGGCGACAUAACCUCAAGGGUAUGUGGUGCACCAUUAAAUUAUUAUUGUAGACCGACGGGUCUUGGUUUAGUUACCUAUUAUUAUUAUUAUUAUUACCAGCAACUUGACUGUGAUUGUAACUAUUGUUAAUUAUUAUAAAUUAUUAUUAAUGUAUUUGGACCAAAUGGUCACAUAUUUUAUUAUAACACGUUGAUGCAUAUGUCUACCAACAAUAUUAUUAUUACUAUUAAUAUACUUUAACCAAAAACAGUUGUCUCUUAUAUUUUAGUACAUUGGGACGGUUGCAUCAAGUUGCAAUCCUCCCGGCCGUUAAGGCUCAUUAAUUUAUUUAACUAUUAAAGCUGAAGGCGAGCCAGCAGUGGUUGAAUCAGAUUCUUCAGAUAAUUACAGUACUGAAAACAGUGUAAGACGGACCAAAUCAAUAGAAUGAUCGAUCUUGUGAAGAACAAAUCGUUGAUCUGCUUGAAGAAAAUCUAGAUAGUAAUGCCACUGAUAAAGAUUAUGAAAAGACUGAAGAUAUAUUGACUGAUAUUCAAUCCUGUCAAAGUCUUGGCGAUUCUUCAAUAUUAACUGGUGUACGCUGUGUUGCUCAUAUGCUACAAUUGGCUGUGAUUGACAGCCUCAAAGAUACUGGCAUUGAGAAAUUGCUCAACAAAGUCCGUAUUUUGGUGAGGGAACUUCGGAAUUAAACCUACAUUUAUUUAAUUAAAAAAGAAAAUUUUAAGUGCCCUAUUCUUGACUGUCUCACAUGUUGGCAUUCAACCUUUGACAUGUUAAAGAGUAUGAAACAUUUGAAAGAAUUCAUUCAAAACAAGGCAAACAACAAUUCAGUAUUAAAAAAAGUAUGUUUGAAUAAUACGGAAUGGAAACAAAUUGACAUUAUUUCCCAAGCACUUUUACCGACGAAAAUAUAUACAAAAAAAUUUCAGAAUGAGCAAUUAACAAUGACAGAUUUUUAUGGAUCUUGGAUUUUAUGUAAAAUUGAAACUGAAUAACUAAAUAGUUCAUUUUCCAAAGUUAUACUACAGUGUUUAAAAAACAGAGAGAAAAAUAUUAUGAAAAAAUAAAGUUUUAUUAUCAGCAAUAUUUCUAGAUCCUCGUUAUAAAAUAAUACUUACCGAUGAUCAAUGCAAAGAUGCAAUUAACCAUUUGAUUGCAAUUUGGCUCCAUUUAAAAAAAAUAGAUGAAAAAAGUAUUGAUUUAACAAGUAUAAAUACAGUAAAUCAAGAAGCUGAUGAUGUUAUGAUGAUGAUGUUAUGGAUGGGCUUGAGAAUGUCCUUAAAGGAAAAGAAGUAAAUGUUGAAGAUUCAAACUCAUCCAACAGUUCUCAAAUAUCAGUGCACACUAAAAUUGAAACAAUUCUGAAAACUUAUUAUAUCAAUCAAAUCAGAUUGAAUCACAAAAUAAAUAUUUUAAAGUUUUGGAAAUCAAUGGAUA